CAUGCCUCAAAGAUACUCCCACCAGAGGAGGAAAGCCAGCACAGCAGCUGCGAGGAGGAUGGAGAAGAGACGCAGGGACCAGGGGAAAAGCAGCAACAACAACCCAACCAGCAGCCACAACUACCGCUCCAAGAAGCUGGCCAUGCUCUCCAGGUCCCUGAUCCUGUGUCACUCUAAGACUAAUGAUGACUGUGUAGAGGAGAGGCAUGCUGGGGAAGUGUCAGAUGGGUGCAGGACAUGGGGUCCCAGCUGGAGGACAGACGUGACUGCUGGGAAUCAAAUAGGGUACAGAGAUACAGAGAGUGGACACAGUGGGACGAUCCAGCAAUCAGCCCUGGAGAGAAGAGGAGGCAGUAAGGCAGACAUUCAGCUGCAUCAUACCACCACACUCAGGGGAAAUAAAAGGAGCAUAAGGAGGUCCUUCAGCAUUAAGGAGAGUAGUAUCUGGAGGAUGUGUGUAGCCACAGGGCCCGCUGAGGAGGUGUGUGGACCACAAAUGGCUGAUAACAGCGUCCAGAAGGAGGGCAAAGACACUAAUGUGGAGCCAGGGAGGAAUGGAGGGAACCUUCAAAGAGGCUGCAGCCUCAUGAGCCCAGACAAGCUGGCACCCUUUAACGGGCACUUUCUAAAUGGCAGUGCUUGGAUGGAAGGGGAGGGAAUGAGGAGCGUUCACAUUAAAGCCUAUAGUAAGGACAUUUCCUCAUGUGAAGACACUCUCCAUACACAUAGUCUGACUACAAACCCAGAGCACCCGUCUCUCAUUUCCCCAUCUGAUGCUCUAUCAUUGCCUGGACACACAGAUGAAGAACUCACAGCCAACAACAACCACCUCAAGUUACCCAUCCCAGAGAUAAAUGAGGAGAAAUGCUGGGAAACAGAGAAGACUGACCAGAGCCCACAAGCACAGACAGCCAGCAAUAGGACACGGUCCAAUUCAACCAGUGUUCAACCUUACUGGAUUGGGAAUUUGGACAGCAUCAUCAUGAAGACCCCAGAGCUGUAUAGCAGUCCUCCUCAUGGGAAUGGCAGUUUAUAUGGAACCAGGAAGUCUCUGUCCCAGCAGCUGGAAUUUCCUCACACCACUACACAGCCUGUGCACCGUCCCUCCCGCUCUCUCAGCUCGGCCCAGCUGGUACAGUCCUGCAGCAACGUGCAAGCCUUCAUAAUCUGUAAUAUUGUUCUGAUGAAGGGCCAUGGCAAGGGUCUGGGCUUCAGUAUUGUGGGCGGGAGGGACAGCAUGUAUGGACCAAUGGGGAUCUAUGUCAAGACCAUUUUCCCUGGAGGGGCAGCAGCUGCUGAUGGCAGAUUGCAGGAGGGUGAUGAGAUCCUGGAGCUGAAUGGAGAGUCUCUGCAUGGUUUGACUCAUGAUGAAGCCCUGCACAAGUUCAAACAAAUCAAAAAGGGUCUGCUGACUCUAGUGGUGAGGACCAGCCUACGUAUGGGGGCACUGUGCGGUCAAGCGCAGGUAGCUCAGCUGUGCAGGUCGCGCUCCCUCAGCUCCACUACAGGCAUGGAAAGGGUCAGUGCUGACAUGGGAGACUACAACUACCUGAACAACACCUGCAGCAACACACUGAGCAUCCCGGGUCAGCCUGCCAAACCAGGAGACCGCAUCAUGAUGGAGAUCACUCUGCAGAAAGAGGCUGGUGUUGGUCUGGGUAUUGGACUGUGCUGUGUCCCAUCAGGUGUCGGAUGCCCUGGGAUCUACAUCCACACCCUGUCGCCUGGAUCUGUAGCGCACAUGGAUGGUAGACUCCAGUGCGGAGAUGAGAUAAUGGAGAUCAACGACACUGUGGUUUACAACAUGGUGCUGAAUGACGUCUACACAGUCCUGAGCCAAUGCGCACCAGGUCCAGUCCACAUCAUCAUCAGUCGCCACCCCGACCCCAAAGUAUCGGAGCAGCAGCUGAAUGAUGCUAUCGCUCUGGCAGUGGAAAACAGCAAACUGAGAAAGGAUAAGAGCCAGUGGAGUAUUGAAGGCCUGCGCAGACUAGAGUCUUGCUCUCACAGCCGGCAGAGAUGUCAGCAUUGUCUGGAGCGGAGUUUCAGUCAGCUCACGGUUCGACGUGCGCAGAAGACCAUGACCCGCUCCUGCAGCGACAACACCAGCAGCCACCACCACAACCGCUGCCUCACCAUCCACAACCUCCACAACACACAUCAUAUCCCAUCAGCUCGUGUCCACAGCCUAGACACACCAAAGUCUAUGACAGACACAUGGUCGGACAACAGACUGUCAGUGCCUCUGUAUCCUGAUGGAGACUAUAACAUCCCAUACAACUCUCCUGCUGCCAGCCUCACCAGUCAGCAGGCCUUGGAUCUGGCCUUCAGGGGCAACAAGUCCAACUGCAGGGUUCGUGCUGCUCCACGUCGGUACCGCUGGCCCCAGGAUGUGACCAGUGAGGAGGGUUAUAAUGGAGAUUCCAGUGGUUCCAGUAGAGGAUCCCCAGUUAGAGACGAAGAACUGGAGCCCGCAUCACACACCAGCUGCCAGGAAGGAGAACGAAUAAGAGAACAGUCAGAGUGGAGUAAAGAAGAUUUCACUCAUCCAGACACUGCAGCCUGCACCGACGACAGCCACAUAGAGGUACUCUGUUCACAGCCAAAGAGAGGAGCUCUGAGGAGGCAGGCCCGUAUAGGACACCAUACCCAAGAGCAGCUUCAGGAUCCCUGGGUUCGCCUUUCAGACAGCUCUCCUGAAGAACUGCCCGAGAUCCAGCACCAACACACUGCAGACAACAAACACUCUGUCCACGCCCACAGCAAGCCUGCCACGAUGAGUGACGAAGAGUACACCGCUGAGGUCAACGGCACAGACACAGAUGGGACCUCAGAUCCUCCGUCCAACAUUACUCCAGAAAACAUGCCUGGAACUCCCCCAGACUCAAAGAGGGGGCCCCCAGUGGCACCCAAGCCCGCCUGGUUUCGCCAGAGUCUGAGGAAAAUUCGAGACGAGCAGGACCAGAAGAAGCAAGCUAAAUCUGCAGAGCAGAGGCCUGCUGUGGGUUUCAACAGAAGCUUUGAAGUCAGAUGUGCUUCAUCUGCAGCCAAGGUGUCAAUCAAACAAAAGAUUCACUCAUUUGAGACUUUUUCCAGUCCAGAGGCUCUAGAGAAGUGUGGUGGAAGGGGCCACAGGAGGCCUGUGAUAGAGAAGGGCUCCAGGAGACACCCUGUGUCACAUGAAGAUUGUGGGAACAGCAAGCAUGAAAUCCCCAAAGAGAUUCAGUCAAACCAGUCUGCAUCUGUUCCGGAGACAGACAACACCGUCUCUGCUUCAUCCUCUGCUAUCACCCCCUCCACUUCGGAAGCUUGUACAGAAAAGUCCUGUGAGGAUGAACCUCCCUCCAUCCAAACUCCAACAGAUCUUCCACCCUCGGACACCUUCAGCACUGACCUGGACUCUGGGAUAAAUGAUUCUAAUGCGGCUCCAUCCCACUAUGACAGCAAUGUCGUACCAUCCAGACAGGAGUCUGAGCCAGAAAGAGUGGAUCCCAGCGAGGUCAAGGAUAAAGAUGAAGGGGAAAGUGCUCCAGAGGGGACGGAGGGGGAUGGAGCACAGAGCGAAGGAAAGCUGCUGAGCACGAAUCUGAGUGCUGGUCCACCUACAGACAGCGACUCCCUGAGAGGCCUGGAGGGAGAGAGUAUAGGGAAAAUUCUUGCCUUCACUAACCAGGUUUCACAAGCACUGAUGCGCUCUCUAACCAUGUACUCCGGCCAUGGUAACCCUCGCUCCCCAAACCUGCAGGACCCACCUGCAUUGGAUUUCACUAACCCUGAGGAGUCUGAGCCUGCAAUGGAGAGCACGGACAGAGGAUUCUCUGUCAGCUUGGCUACACUGAGAGAGUGUACCAUCGAGCGAGGGGAGGGGGGAUCUCACGACGGGGCAGGAGUCACUUCUGCUUGUGCUCACUCUGUCAUCUCAGCCAUCCCUUCACAGGAAAUACAGAGGAUGAUCCAGGAAGUCAAAACUCUGGGCGAAGAGACGCUGAAGCUGGUGGACAUACAUGUUGUGAUUCUGCAUAAAGAGGAGGGAGCCGGGCUGGGUUUCAGCAUCGCUGGAGGGUCUGACCUGGAGAGCAAAGCUCUCACAGUCCACAAAGUGUUUCCCAGCGGCCUGGCGGCUCAGGAGGGCACCAUUCAGAAAGGAGAUGAGGUGUUGUCUAUAAACGGACAAACACUGCGUGGCGUCACGCAUGCUGAUGCCACUGCUGCUCUGCGCCAGGCCCGCAGUUUGAAGCUGGCUGUGGUGGUCAUCUGCAAGAGGGCAGAGGAGGACGGGGGAGAGGGAGGGGGCUGCAAGAGAGAAGUGCCCAACCCUGCAGCGGAGGAGCAGGGAGAUUCAGUGAGUGUGGAGCUAGAGAAAGGAGCUGGAGGAGUCGGUUUUACUCUGGAAGGAGGAAAAGGCUCGAUCCAUGGAGACAGACCUUUAGUCAUCAACAGGAUCUUUUCAGGUGGAGCCGCAGAGCAGAGCGGUCUGCAGUGUGGAGAUGAACUGCUGCAGGUCCAGGGAGUCAGUCUGCAAGACAUGACACGGUUUGAGGCUUGGAACAUGAUCAAGGCUUUACCUGACGGACCCAUCACAGCAGUCAUCAAUAGGAGGCGUGGGGGGACAGAUUGAGACAUAGGCCCUGGGAGCUGCUCGCAAAUGAGGAGGCCAGAGAAAAUAAAAAGAAAACAAAACAAACGAUAGCACUUGAGGCUCACCUGAUGUCUUCUCAUAAUCUCUUAGAAAUCAAGUGUCAGCCAGUCAGUGUGGUCCACCUAUGGCAUAGUGGUUUAGACAACUUCUGAAUAUAUUUGUAUUAUUUCUUAUAUCACCGUUCUGACCGGAUAUCAAAGCGUAUUAAAGGUUCGGCCAAAUUCCCCGGCAAAAUCCACAUCUUCUCUCUUAUCCUAAUUGUAUCUAGCCAUGCACUAAGUGUUGCGUCACAAUUGCUAUGAAUAAUCUACACAUUUUCACUAGAAAAUAGUUCCAAGUACGGCUCUGUAGUUUUGUACAGUGCCUGGCUUUAUACAAAAUCACAAUUCCUGGCCAGUGUAAUGGGCAGAGGAAACCUAACUCAUGCGCACAAAUGAUAAAUCAUGCUCUCACAUUAUUAACAUGUGCGCACAAACUAAGAAAUUGUUAUCUUCAAAAUCACUGAGGUUGUGCUCUUGAAUCAAGUCAAAGAUAACACACUGGCGUUCAACAGGCAAACAGGCUAAAAUCCUAAGUGUACACCCUUAUCUCCCCCAAAACUAAUAACAAACGCCAUAAAAUCCAAACAGCUCAUUUAGAUCAGAAUGUCCAUGGGCUGACAGCUGUCACAGUUAUUUUGCCUGUAUUAGGCUCCAUAGUGGCGUAAGUGUAGCUGAUUGCAGCCCUUGCUGGCCAGUAUUAGUGAAAAAACAACCAAUGUAGCAUCAUAACUGCACAUUAAAAGUGUUGACGGGACAUGGACUAAUGUAAGAAAUGUGAUAACCAUCGAUAUUAAUAUGAAGGAAUGAAUUAGGAAUUUGGAGGCAUGUCAAAUCUAAAACAGCUGGUAGCCCGCUUUUAACACUCUGGAUGCUCCUCGGUAACCGAUUUGAGUAUGCACAACAAACUUCAGUUCCUACUGCUACACUAACGUCACACUGAGUGUUAUUGGCAGAUUCGAUUGUCAGGCCAUGGAAAAUAUAUCUGCUUAGAUUUGAUGCAGUUUUCUUUUUAUUUCAGACAGAGUUGAUUGUGAAUAUACUUUUUCCCCUUAACAGUUGUGAUAUCUUUGACAUCCCUUCAGUAUAAUGUUAAAAUGUUAACAAUAUGUUUAAUACUGUGUUGUUUAAUGCAAACAAAUUAAGUCAUUCAAGAGCAUAAAAUAGUAAUUUGUGCACAUGAAUUACUGAUUCACAAGCCCAAUUGUGAAAACUAAUUUGUUUUAUUUUUCUCCACAACAUCUGCCACCUCCAGAGUUGAAGGAACAGAGUUAAGUCUUCUUUGUACAUGUUCACUUGCUCUUGAAUGAGGUGGUAAAUACAGUCUUUUCCUAAAAUAUACAGUAUAUUAGGUUGAUAUUAGCCCAAACUAUGACAGUCAGAGGCAGUAAAACUUCUUUUAAAAAACACUAUUUAAAAAAAUGUUAUCAGCAGCUUUAGGUAAAAAAAAUAUCAGUAAAUAGCCUUGAAAACCGGACACUGGACUAAGCAUACUUCAAAUAUUGUUUCAUACCACAGUAGUGCUGUGAACCAAGCAGUUUUAUUUGCUCUAUCUAUCACAGUUUGAAACAGCAAGCCCCAAAUCAGGCCAUGUGAGCCACUUAACAUAUCACGAAAGACUGAUUUUCAGCUAAUGUGAGGCAGGUGGUCUCAGAUUUUUUCCCCCUCGCUACAACAGCUUCCUCACAAUUCUGUUCGAAAGUCCACAAAAUGGUUCAGUUUGAUUCAAUUCAGACAUUUUCACAAAGUUGAAGGAGAAGGGAAAAACUACAGGAGAUAGGUGUAAUAAAAGCAACAUCUGUAUAGAAUAAUUCAAACCAAUUGAAAAACCCUGCAACAAAUCUGUCUUGCUGUUGUACUGGACUGACUAAAAUUGUGAUGCCUUUCAUGUGCAGUUGCUCAUUAGGUGUUGUUUUUAAUGCUCCUGUAUGUUUAGUCUAUAAUGAGUAGAAAGAAAGAAAAAAAAAAAAAUCAGUCGCAUGUAAACAAAGAGAAACAUAAAGAGAGUCUAUUUUUCUCAGCAGUAGUACUGUAUGUAUGUGGAAGCAAAUCAAAAACUGUUAAGCACUUUUGUUAACUCAAUAGCUUUGCAUUUCACCCUUCUGCCAUUUUACAAAGUUAUCAGUCAAAGAAACUCAAGUGGAAUGUUACAGAGUUGUAUUUGUGUCUCAAUCCUGAGCACGCAGAGACUUUUUGAGCACAGAAAAAGAUUUUUUCCAAGCACAUGAAUUGAAUUUGGAGAGAAAUUAUUCCUCAAUCCCCUAUGUACUCAAUAAAUGUAUUUGUGAUUAUUAUUAUCCACAAAAGUGCACAAUAACAACACUGACACUAUGGGCAAGUGUCUAAGGGUUUGAGAGGGAAUAGAGCAGGAAAUUUGAGAGAGGACAAAUGUGCAUUUUUAACACUGAAAUUUUAUUGAACUCAGCAUGGUAAUAAUUUCUAUACAAAUUAUAAUUUAUGUGCAUGCAAUUUUUCUCCAUGCUUAAAAUGUCCCAUUGUCUAGUCAGGAUUUACUCACAAGUAUAAUGAAUGUCUUUGUAUGCAACCCACAAAUGUUUCCAUUAAGGUACGCUUGAAAAAAAACAAAACAAA
Molecule: messenger RNA, 7269 nt
Organism: Xiphias gladius (swordfish)
Lineage: Eukaryota; Metazoa; Chordata; Actinopteri; Istiophoriformes; Xiphiidae
Gene: il16
Product: interleukin 16
Exons: 25
Coding region: 2-4618 (1538 amino acids)
Biological process (GO): induction of positive chemotaxis; leukocyte chemotaxis
Molecular function (GO): cytokine activity; CD4 receptor binding
Source: RefSeq, a predicted model, not a curated record